This is a messenger RNA of Salvia hispanica, 888 nucleotides long. The record is from RefSeq and is a predicted model, not a curated record. Lineage: Eukaryota; Viridiplantae; Streptophyta; Magnoliopsida; Lamiales; Lamiaceae.
AUGGUGAGAGUAAAGAAGUCUGAAUCCAGCGAGCCCGUAAUCGUAACUGAACCUUCAAUUCCCACGGUUGCAUCUUCAAUAUCAUCAGUCCCGCCUCCACCAUCGCCGCCGUGGACUGAACUACCUGAUGACUUGACGGUGAAUAUCCUGCAAAGGCUUCACACUAAAGAGAUACUGAUAAAUGUGCAGGAAGUGUGUAGUAAAUGGUGGAGACUCUGCCAGGAUCCUGCCAUGUGGCGCAUCAUUGAUUUGGAUCAUCAACAUUGUCGUUGGUAUGGGCUCAAAGAAUUUAAGGAAAUUUGCCGUCGCGCAGUUGAUCAUAGCCAGGGGCAAUUGGUCGAGCUAAAGCUUACUGGUUUAGCAGUAUCAAGUGAGCUGCGAUGCCUGACACUACCGGAGUCUCAAAUAAUAGGGUAUGUUUUGACUGGGGCAAUCAAGAAACUCCCACGAUUGGCAGAGUUGCAUCUCUACGUGAUGUCAAUGCCUAAUCCCACAGAUUUGGAAACCAUUGGCAUUUCAUGCCCAAUGUUGAAAUCAUUCACAUAUAGAAACCAUUGGGUUGUGAAUCUAGACGUUUCAAAGCAUGUUGUAGCAAUUAGGAAAACCAUGCCUAAUCUGCGUUGUGUCCUACUUUGUGGAAAGUGGAUGGUAAAUAGGGGACUGGAAGCAAUUCUCGAUGGAUGCUACCACCUCAAAUCACUUGAUCUUGGGAGAUGCAAAGGUCUUGAUAUGCAAGGUGCUCUAGUCAAAAGAUGUUCCGACCAAUUAAAAGAUCUGAGGCUCCGUCCGGUGUCUCCACCCUCUAUCAGCUAUCAAGAUUGGGAUUACGACAGUGAUUGGUCAUAUUAUAUCUACAAUUCCAGUGAUAGUGAUGAAGAAUAUCAAUAG